AUGACUAGACCUGACUUAGCUUUCUCAGUUCAGGUUCUGAGUCAGUUCAUGCACUGCCCCAAAGAGUCUCACAUGGAAGCUACAUUGAGAGUGGUUAGGUACAUAAAAGAAGCCCCUGGUCUUGGACUACUAAUGCCAGCAGAAGACACCAAUAAGCUUCUAGCCUACUAUGACUCAGAUUGGGGAAGCUGCCUGGAAACAAGAAGGUCUAUAACUAGCUACUUGGUCAAGUUUGGUAGAGCCUUGAUAUCCUGGAAAUCUAAGAAACGGGAGACUGUAUCCAGAAGCUCAGCUGAAGUUGAGUUUAGGAGUAUGGCUCACUGUGCUGCUGAAGUUACAUGGCUUGUAGGGCUAUUUGAAGAACUUGGCAUACACAUUAAGCUUUCCAUAACCAUGGUGUGUGACAGCAAAGUAGCUAUUCAGAUUGCUGUUAAUCCUAUCUUCCAUGAAAAAAUAGAACACAAUCCUGAACUCUGA
Messenger RNA from Solanum dulcamara, 477 nucleotides. RefSeq names its product secreted RxLR effector protein 161-like. The coding region runs from base 1 to 477 and encodes 158 amino acids. The record is from RefSeq and is a predicted model, not a curated record. The transcript has a single exon. NCBI's taxonomy places the organism in Eukaryota, Viridiplantae, Streptophyta, Magnoliopsida, Solanales, Solanaceae.